This is a messenger RNA of Acanthosepion pharaonis, 2427 nucleotides long. NCBI's taxonomy places the organism in Eukaryota, Metazoa, Mollusca, Cephalopoda, Sepiida, Sepiidae. The record is from the annotation of a GenBank genome assembly.
AUGUAUUUUACAUUCUUUCUUUCUUUCUUUUCUUUCUUUCUUUUCUUUCUCCUUUUCUUUAUUUCUUUCUUUUCUUUUCUUUCUUAUUUCUUUCUUUCUUUCUUUCUCUUUCAAGGCGGAAGCUUUUUAUUUCUUUUUUUUUUCGUUUCUUUCUCCUUUACUUUCUUUCUUUCUUUCUUUCUUUCUUUCUUUCUCCUUUUCUUUUCUUUCUUUCUUUCUUUUCUUUCAACAGUUUUCUUUCUUCUCUUCCCUUUCAUUCUUAUUUUCCACGGUUUCUUUCCUUUUCUUUCUUUCUUUCGCUUUUCUUUCUUUCUUUAUUUCUUCUUUUCUUUCUUUCUUUCUUUCUUUUUCUUUCUCCUCUUCCCUUUCAUUCUUAUUUUCUUUCGUUUCUUUCUCGCUUUACUUUCUUUCUUUUCUUUCUUUCUUUUUUCUUUCUUUUUCUUUCUUUCUUUCUUUUCUUUCUCCUCUUCCCUUUCAUUUCUUAUUUUCUUUCGUUUUCUUUCUCAACAAAAUUUCUUUCUUUUUCUUUUUUCUUUCUUUCUCGUAUUUUCUUUCUUUCUUUCUUUUUUCUUUCUUUCUUUCUCCUCUUCCCUUUCAUUUCUUAUUUUCUUUCGUUUCUUUCUCCUUUUACUUUUCUUUUUUUUUUUCUCCUUUUCUUUCUUUCUUUCUUUCUUUCUUUCUUUCUCCUCUUCCCUUUCAUUCUUAUUUUCUUUCGUUUCUUUCUCGCUUUACUUUCUUUCUUUCUUUCUUUUCUUUCUCUUUUUUCUUUCUUUCUUUUCUUUCUUUCUUUCUUUUUCUUUCUUUUCUUUCUUUACUUUUUUCUUCCCUUUCUUGCUUAUUCUGAUUUUCUUUCGUUUUUUCUUUCUCAUUAAAACUUUCUUUCUUUAUUUCUUUCUUUCUCAUUUUUGUUUUGUUUCUUUCUUUUUCUUUCUUUCUUUCUUUCUUUCUCCUCUUUCCUUUCAUUCUUAUUUUUCUUUCGUUUCUUUCUCCUUUCUUUUUUUUUCUUUCAAUUUUCUCCUUUUCUUUCUUAUUUCUUUACUUUCUCCUCUUCCCUUUCAUUCUUAUUUUCUUUCGUUUCUUUCUCCUUUUUACUUUCUUUCUUUCUUUCUUUCUUUUCCUUUUCUUUCUUUCUUUUCUUUCUUUCUUUCUUUCUUUCUUUUUUUUCUUUCUUUCUUUCUUUUUCUUUCUCCUUUCCCUUCUUUUUCUUUUUUUUCUUUUUUUCCAUUUCUUUCUUUUACUUUAUAUUUCUUUCUUUCUUUUCUUUCUUUUCUUUCUUUUCUUUUCUUUUUCUUUUCUUUUCUUUCUUUCUUCCCUUUUCUUUCUUUCUUUCCUUUCUACACCUUUCUCCUCUUCCUUUCAUUCUUUCUUUUCUUUCGUUUCUUUCUCCUUUUACUUUCUUUCUUUCUUUAUUUCUUUCUUUCUUUUCUUUUCUUUCUUUUUCUUUUUUCUUUUAUUUCUUUCUUUUUCCUCUUCCCUUUCAUUCUUAUUUUCUUUCGUUUCUUUCUCGCUUUACUUUCUUUCUUUCUUUCUUUCUUUCUUUCUUUCUUUCUCGCUUUUCUUUCUUUCUUUCUUUCUUUCUCCUCUUCCCUUUCAUUCUUAUUUUCUUUCGUUUCUUUCUCGCUUUACUUUCUUUCUUUCUUUCUUUUUCUUUCUUGCUUUUCUUUUUCUUUCUUUCUUUCUUUACUUUCUCCUCUUCCCUUUCAUUCUUAUUUUCUUUCGUUUCUUUCUCGCUUUACAUUCUUUCUUUCUUUCUUUCUUUCUCGCUUUUCUUUCUUUCUUUCUUUCUUUCUUUCUUUCUUUCUUUCUUUCUUUCUUUACUUUCUCCUCUUCCUUUCUUUUCUCUUUUUUCUUUCGCUUUUCUUUCUUUUCUUUCUUUCUUUCUUUCUUUCUUUCCAUCUUUCUUUCUCCUUUCUUUCUUUCUCCUUUUCUUUCUUUCUUUCCUUUCUCCUCUUCCCUUUCAUUCUUAUUUUCUUUCCUUUUCUUUUUCUUUUCUUUCUUUCUUUCUUUCUUUCUUUCUUUUACUUUCUCCUCUUCCCUUUCCUUUCUUAUUUUCUUUCGUUUCUUUCUCGCUUUUCUUUCUUUCUUUCUUUCUUUCUUUCUUUCUUUCUUUCUUUCUCGCUUUACUUUCUUUCUUUCUUUCUCGCUUUUCUUUCUUUCUUUCUUUCUUUCUUUACUUUCUCCUCUUCCCUUUCAUUCUUAUUUUCUUUCGUUUCUUUCUCGCUUUACAUUCUUUCUUUCUUUCUUUCUUUCUUUUUUUCUCGCUUUUCUUUUUCUUUCUUUCUUUCUUUACUUUCUCCUCUUCCCUUUCAUUCUUAUUUUCUUUCGUUUCUUUCUCGCUUUUCUUUCUUUCUUUCUUUCUUUCUUUCUUUCUUUCUCGCUUUUCUUUCUCGCUUUUCUUUCUUUCUAUAUAUUUAUUUUAUUUCUUAA